AUGAAGAAGAAGCUUGUUAUUGAAGAUGACAAUCAACAAAAUGUAUUACCAACUCCAAAGACUACUGCUAAACGUAAUCGAAAGAAUACUAUCUGUAAUAAUAACACAAUUCAAGAAUCAACUGUUAUUAAUGAAGAUUUGGAUGAAGGUUCAGGUGAAGAAGUUAACGUUCAAGAACUAAUAGUAACUGCAAAUUCUUUGAUUAAUAACUUCUAG
Messenger RNA from Funneliformis caledonium, 216 nucleotides. The record is from the annotation of a GenBank genome assembly. NCBI's taxonomy places the organism in Eukaryota, Fungi, Glomeromycota, Glomeromycetes, Glomerales, Glomeraceae.